This is a messenger RNA of Paramecium sonneborni, 1431 nucleotides long. Lineage: Eukaryota; Ciliophora; Oligohymenophorea; Peniculida; Parameciidae. The record is from the annotation of a GenBank genome assembly.
AUGAUCACAGAUUCCAUCGUUGGAUUAAGACUUAAAUUUCUAGGUGUUAAACUUCCAAUCAAAUAAAUAUCAACAGCAAUUUUAAUUAAAGUUCUUACAAACUAUUUAUAAAUCAUUUCAACAAUUUUUACAUUUAAACUAGAAUUACCUAUAAGCCUAUCAGCAGCUAUAAAUAUUUGUGCUAGUCCAAUUGAUUCUAUGGCCUAUUCUCUUGAUUGCUACCUAGUUACACUUGUUGAUGUUUUGAUCAUUUAUUUUAGAAUAAUAUGGAGUUUAAUCAUGGCUCUAUCCUAUUGUGUAAUUUUUAUAGGAUUAGGUGUUCUAGCAAUAGCAGUUAAGCUAAUUAAUCAUAACUUUACUUAUAUAAAUAUAUCGCUGAUUUAUUUGUUUAUAUAUUUAUAGCCAAAUUUAAUUGGACAACUUAUCUCUUUGGUAUCUUAUAGAAAAAUUUCGGAUGAGCUUUGGAUAUCAAGCAAUGUUGCUUAUAGAUAUGACACCUCAUCUCAUCUCAUAUGGAUUAUUACUUUUGACAUUCCACUUUUAUUAAUAUUAUGCAUCAUAAUUCCUACAAUUCUUUGGUACGGAGUUUACAAAAAUCGAUAUAAACUUGAAAAAACAGUAACUCGUAAAACUUGGGGAUAUUUAUACCAUGAGUACACAUAAACAGCUUAUUAUUGGGAAACUGUAAAAAUAUUUUACAAAGAAUUGAUAAUCUUGGCUCGAAUAUAUUAUGUUGAUCACAUAACUGUUAAAGCAUCAUUAAUUUUUAUAUUUUUAUUUUUAUAUAGCCUUAUUGCAAAGAAAAUUAAUCCAUAUAUGAAUAAAUAAUUGAAUGAUUUAGACUAAGAAUCAAUCAUUAUUUGUGCAAUUUCAAUUGUCUUAGCUUCUUCAUUGCAUUCAGCUUAGCAAAGUAAUCUUAAUGAAAUAAUCUGGCCUUUUUAUGUAGUCAUGGUCGGACUCAAUAGUUUUUAAAUUAUUAAAUUAAUUUUUGCAAUAAUAAUGGCAUAUUUUAACAAAAUUUUUAAUAAAAUUGAUGGAAUAAAAUAAAAGAUAUUUGCUUGUUUACCAGUUAGAAUUCGCUCUGUUCCAAAAAUUUAGAAAAUCUUUGAAGCAAGAUAAAAUUAAUUAGUUAGAAUUUAAAGAAGAUUUGGCAAAUUAAAGAAACAUUUAAUAACUAUGGCAAAAGACAAUUUAAAAGCAAAGAAGUAAAAUUAUUAAUAAUAAAAUUAAAGAGAAAGCAGUCUAUUUUUACAUCAAAGUUUAUAAAAUUCUUUAAAAGGAAGAAAUUUAAAAUCUACCGACAAUAUUAUAAGAUAAUGUACUUAUAUAACAUUUAGAAAUCAAUCGAGAGUUAGUUCAAGACCUAAUGAAGAACACGAUAAUUAACUUUGUAGAACAUAAACUCAAAGAGAAGAAUCUUCAAUGCUUUGA